AUUUUCUUUUUGGCUUGCCGAAUACCAGAUGCGGCUCUUGUCCCUUGUGAUUUUUUUCAAGCCUUGCUGAAUUUGCUAAUAAGUUCUGAAUGUCGAGAACAGGAAGUGAAUCCCCUGGGGAGGCAGAAAGUGGAGUUAUCGAAAGUAAAAGAAAACUUCUUCCUGGAGGUGUUUCCAUCCCCACCCCACCCCCAUCCCCACCCUGUUUCAUGGGAAUUUUCUCUGGUUGUGUGGAAAAGCCUUAGGAAUUUGUAUGAAAUUAGGCAGUUCAGGGGUCCUGGCAUCGGCACUUGGUGACUGUGAUGUCGCUGGGACAGGGUGGAGCAGACUUUAUGGGCAGAAUCAAAUGGUAGUGAAGGGCAUCGAUAUUACCACGGCAACUUUACCUAGCCCUCUACAGGUGAGAAGGAACUUUCAGAUACUUUGUGUAAUCCGCUCAGCCCUAAGGUGAGUCUCUGCCUUCUGAAAGCUUAUAUUCUAUUUGGGGAAAGAAAAAAGGAAGGGAAAUGUUUGAUUUUUUUUCUUCUUUUAACCUCAAAAAACAUUUCAACUGACUCACAGCAAAAAGGCUGGGCUAAUGUUGUGUUUUGUUCAGUUAUAUCUCCAGGGCCCAGACUAUGGUAAGGACCCCAGAAUUCUUCUCUUUGGUAAGGUCAUCUGGGCCUUUCAGGUGAAGGGCCUUUGAUUCUAGAGUUUUCUAGGCUACUGAGGGUGGGGUCUGGUGGCCUCCUGGCCCAUGAAGGUGAUCUUUGUAUUCUAUGUAGAUGGGAAACCAGGAGAGUUAGCUGUGGGGGUUAGCAGACCCUCUCAGAGCCAUGAUGAGGGCUUUGCAGUUAUCAGAUCUCUCAGAAGUGCUCAACUGAUAUUUAUUGAGUGAAAACAUUAAAAUCUUCAUAAUGAACCCUGAAAAAUCUGUGAAUUCCUGAAAUAUGGAAAGAAAGGGUUCGUAGUUACCAUUCAGUCCAAACUUUCUCAUUUUGGAAGGUGGUAAUGAGGUCCCAAAGGCAAAAUGACCCGUCCAAAAUCUCGCAGACAGAGUCAAAGCUCAGGGGGCCAGGCUCCCCACCCAGCCCCCUGUCCCAUGUUCCUCUAGGACUCUUUUGAGCUCUGGGAGGAGGUGCUACUCGGAGGCGAGUUGGCCUCAGUCAGCCUAUAUGACUCAGAUAUUUCAAAACAGGAAGUAGAGCGAGCUGUGCCUCGUUCUUCCUCAGUUCUUCUGAAGCUCUUUCUUUAGAAACAUCAGGAAACAGGGGUCUGUGAAGAAGCUGCUGCCACUGUGAGGGUCCCAGGAUUCGCUUCUUUGCUAAGGCUGCAAUUAACAUUCUCCUGACACUUGACCAACAUGGAUUUCAGUAAAUGUCUGUAUAAUAUUGGGGAACAGCUGGGCAGUGAUGAGCUGGCCUCCCUCAAAUUCCUGAGCCUGGACUACAUCCCACAAAAGAAGCAAGAACCCAUCAAAGAUGCCUUGAUGUUAUUCCAGAGACUCCAGGAAAAGAGAAUGUUGGAGGAAAGCAACCUGUCCUUCUUGAAGGAGCUGCUUUUCCGAAUUAAUAGACUGGACCUGCUGUUCAACUACCUGAACACCAGCAAGGAAGCAAUGGAGCAGGAGCUUCAGAUACCAGGCAGAGCCCAGAUCCCUCCCUACAGGGUCAUGCUUUUUCAGAUUUCAGAAGAUGUAAACAAAUUGGAAUUGAGGUCGUUUAAGUUUCUUUUGAGCCAGGAGAUCUCCAGAUGUAAAGUGGAUGAUGAUAUGAACUUGCUUGAUAUUUUCAUAGAGAUGGAAAAGAGGGUCAUCCUAGGGGAAAGAAAUUUGGACACUCUGAAAAGAAUCUGUGACCAAAUCAACAAGAGCCUGCUGAAGAAAAUCACUGAUUAUGAAGAAUUAAGCAGAGAGGGAAGAAUGAGCCUUCAAAGAAGUCCAGAUGAAUUGUCAAAUGGGGAGGAAUCCCUGGCAAUGAUGGCAUUAUCGGACUCUCUAGAAGAACAGGACAGUGAGUCACAGACAUCGGACAAAGUUUACCGAAUGAAAAGCAAACCUCGCGGAUAUUGUUUGAUCUUUAACAAUUAUGAUUUUAGCAGAGCACGGAAGGAUGUGCCCAAACUUCAGAACAUUAAGGAUAGGAAUGGAACAAACUUCGAUGCAGAAGCUUUGAGUAAGACCUUUAGUGAGCUUCAUUUUGAGAUUGUGAAUUUCAAAGACUCUACAGCAAAGACAAUCUGUGAAGUUCUGAAAUCCUACCAAAGAAUGGACCAUAAUAACAAAGAUUGCUUCAUCUGCUGUAUCCUCUCCCAUGGAGACAAAGGCAUUAUUUAUGGCUCUGAUGGGCAGGAAGCCCCCAUCUAUGAGCUGACUUCUUACUUCACUGGUUCAAAGUGCCCUUCCCUUGCAGGCAAGCCCAAAAUCUUUUUUAUUCAGGCUUGUCAAGGGGAUAACUACCAGAGAGGUAUAGCUGUUGAGACUGACUCUGAACAGAAGGAAGACUACUUAGAAAUGGACUCAUCAUUUCAGAAGAGAUAUAUCCCAGAUGAGGCUGAUUUUCUGCUGGGGAUGGCCACUGUGAACAACUGUGUUUCCUACCGAAACCCUACGGAGGGGACCUGGUAUAUCCAGUCACUUUGCCAGAGCCUAAGAGAAAGAUGUCCUAGGGGCGAAGAUAUCCUCACCAUCCUUACUGAGGUGAACUUUGAAGUGAGCAAUAAGGAUGACAAGAAAAACAUGGGGAAACAAAUGCCACAACCUACUUUCACACUGAGGAAAAAACUCUUCUUCCCUCUUAAUUGAUGCUGUUUAGUUGCAUAACACUAUGCUUAAUUUAUUUGUUAGUAAAAUGCUGCUAUCAGCUUAUUUUUUUUUUUUUUCUUUUGGAUGGCAGGAAGGGGAGAGAAUGGAAGUCAGGACAACUUAAUUCCUAUGCAAAUUCAAGCCUAAAUCUCUGGCUUUGCAAUAAUAGCUACUGGAGAUUGAUAGCCACAGGCAUGGUUUUAAUUUUAUUUUUGAUUCAAUGAAAAGUUCCUAAAAAACUUACAGUAGAUAAAAAAUACAAUAAGCAUAAAUGAAAUGUAACAUCAUAAAGUUCAAAAGCAGUGGCAGAAUGUUCUUUGUACAUCUCUCAUCUGCUUUCAACCUAGAAUCAUUUUUCUAAAUGUUUGUGAGAGACACAGAGCAUGAGUGGUGGGGGUGGAGGUGGGCAGAGAGAGAGACACACACACAGAAUCUGAAGCAGGCUCCAGGCUCUGAGCUGUCAGCCCAGAGCCCCACACAGGGCUUGAACUCAUGAACUGUGAGGUGAUGACCUGGGCCAAAGUUGGGCACUUAGCCGGCAGAGCCACCCAGGCACCUCUCAACCUAGAGUCAUUGAUUCCCUUCAAAUUGUUAAGCAUUAAAUAAAUAAAAAAUAAAAUAAAAUAAAAGGAUGUUAUUCCAAAGCUUUAACCUGGGACACAGAGUUAAUGGUGGUGCAGAGAUUUCAUAAGGCAUAAGAAGACUGGAAGUGGAGAAAGCAAUUUCCCACUUGAGGACUCAGAAUUAAGUGAAUGUUGUUCAAGUAUUGGGAGAGGAUGUUAAGAAAACCAUAAUUCUCCUCCUUUCCGUGAAAGAACUAAUUCCUCAUUCUUGGUUCCUAUGAGAAUUUGUCAGGCUUACAUUCCUGCUAACUGGAUGCGAUUCUAUGGGGCAGAAUGUGAGGUACAACUGUAAAAGGUGUCGUUAAAAAGGAGACAGUAGGCCCCAAAUGGAGUCCCUUGUGCUAAACUUCAUGUCAGCAAAUUAAGACUUAAUACCUAACCAAAAUGCAAUUCCCCAGGAAUAUAAUCUUUAGUCAGUCAACAUGGAAUCACCUGAUUAGCACUGGUGAAAUAAUCCUCCUGAUUAACUCUUUCCAUUCCCCUUAGGAAAGUGACCUAAUUCAAUUUGAUCUUUAAAUUUACUCAGUUGAAUUUCUGUUGUUUAACAGUAUGCAGGGGGAUGCCAGUGACCUCCUCUCAAAGGUCACUGAGGGAGAUUUUGUGAUCUGACCUAGCUAAGAAAACAAACAAACAAAAACCUACCUCGUGUGUAAUGCUCCCACAUCCAACCUGAGCUCUUCUGGCAUGUGUGCUGGGCAAUCUCAGAAACAUGUGAGCCUCCUCUCCUGAGUUAUGAGGAAACCCUGAUUUCAGACACCAUGACUCUGUCUAGAUUUAGAUUAUACAAAACUGAGGAAUGAUUUUCCUUGUUCUUAUUAUUUAUAAGUACAAUUAACCUCACUUUUGAAGGAACUGAUGUUAAUGGCAUAUGAAUUUUAUUUUUUGUACUUCCAGUCUCUCCCUUUCCAAGCCAUCCUCUACACUAAUUUAUAAGUUUUUAAAAAAAUUUUUUUAACGUUUAUUCAUUUUUUGAUAGAAACAGAGUGUGAAUGGGGGAGGGGAAGAGAGAGAGGGAGACAUAGAAUCCCUAGCAGGCUUCAGGCUCUGAACUGACAGCACAGAACCUGAUGCAGGGCUCGAACUCACGGACCUUGAGAUCAUGACCUGAGCUGAAGUCGGACGCUUAACCGACUGAGCCACCCUGGCGCCCCUGUAAGUUUUUUUAAAUAUAAAUUUGAAGAUGUAAUUUCUUAUGUUAAAAGCUUUUUUACCAAUUGAUUUGCUUUUGUUCUAACAAUAUUGUGUCCCUUUCAUGUAUUUGCAUUUGCUCUUUCUUUAUGUGUUAAUUCUACAUCUUUAUAAACUUAAAAAAAAACUGUUUCUUUAAAGAAUGUUUUUUGAAUAGUAUUUCUUUUCAAUAAUGUUUUUAACAUUAUAAAAUAGAAUUUUAACUUACUGUUGGUUGGAGAUUGUUUUGUUCAUUUUGUUUUUGUUUUUUGUCAUUGACCUCUCACAGGUGGAAAAUAUUUGGAUCGUAGAUAUGUUUUACUUUAGUUCCCCAGUGUUGGCUCAUACAGUUGUAAAUUUUAAAAAUUUAUUGCCCAUCUUUUCAUGUGUCUGUUGGCCAUCUGGAUGUUUUCUUUGGAAAAGUGUCUAUUUAUGCCUUCUGCUCAUUUCUUCACUGGAUUCUUUGUUUUUCAGGUGUUGAGUUUGGUAAGUUCUUUAUAGAUUUUGGGUCUGAGUGGCUAAAAUUAACAACUCAGAAAUAACAGAUGUUGGUGAGGAUGUGAAGAAAUGGGAGCCCUCUUGCACUGCUGGUGGGAAUGCAAACUGGUGCAGCUGCUCUGGAAAACAGUGUGGAGGUUCCUCAAAAAAUUAAAAAUAGAAUUACCCUACAACCCAGCAAUAGCACUACUAGGAAUUUAUCUAAAAGAUACAGGAGUGCUGAUGCAUAGGGGCACUCGUACCCCAAUGUUUAUAGCAGUGUUUUCAACAAUAGCCAAAUUAUGCAAAGAGCCCAUAUGUCCAUCAACUGAUGAAAGGAUAAAGAAGAUGUGGUUUAUAUAUACAAUGGAAUACUACUUGGCAAUGAGAAAGAAUGAAAUCCUGCCAUUUGCAGCAAUGUGGAUAGAACUGGAGGGUAUUAUGCUAAGUGAAAUAAGUCAGAGAAAGACAGAUAUCAUAUGUUUUCACUCAUAUGUGGAACUUAAGAAAGUUAACAGAAGACCAGGGGGGAAGGGAAGGAGAAAAAUAGUUUCAAAUAGAGAGGGAGGCAAACCAUAAGAGAUUCUUAAAUACAGAGAACAAA
Molecule: messenger RNA, 5653 nt
Organism: Panthera uncia (snow leopard)
Lineage: Eukaryota; Metazoa; Chordata; Mammalia; Carnivora; Felidae
Gene: CASP8
Product: caspase 8
Exons: 10
Coding region: 1343-2782 (479 amino acids)
Biological process (GO): negative regulation of extrinsic apoptotic signaling pathway via death domain receptors; proteolysis; apoptotic process
Molecular function (GO): protein binding; cysteine-type endopeptidase activity
Source: RefSeq, a predicted model, not a curated record